This is a messenger RNA of Pelodiscus sinensis (Chinese soft-shelled turtle), 4900 nucleotides long. The record is from RefSeq and is a predicted model, not a curated record. NCBI's taxonomy places the organism in Eukaryota, Metazoa, Chordata, Testudines, Trionychidae.
CAGCACGCCUCUUCCCUUUGACAGCAAUUACCUGCUCAGCAGCCAGCGCGGAGUCCCUCUGGGGCGCUGGUCCAUGGCCGAGCCCUCCUCAAAGCCGGGCCCGCUGGUCUGCUCCCUCGGGCCCCCGUCCUGAGCAGCGAGCGGCGUUGCGUGGGGGAUGGUGUGAGCCCAGCCCUCGCCCUGCUUGGGGUUUCGCCGGCGUGGAGACACCCUGGUGCAGGACGCAGGCACCAUGAAGAAGAUGUUCUCCUGCUCCACCUCACAGGUGGCGGUUGAGAGCUGGAACAAACAGGACCAGAAGCUUUUCGAAGCCGUCGAGAAGGGGGACGUGGGCAGAGUUUCCGUCCUGGCUUCCAGAAAGACAGCGAGACCCACCAAGCUCAACGCCCUGGGCCAAUCGGCGUUCCACCUGGCAGCUUCCAAAGGACUCACCGAAUGCCUGACCCUCCUGCUGUCACACGGGGCCGAAGUCAACCAGACGAACGACGACGGCAGCACAGCCUUGCACCUGGCCACCAUCGCCUGCCAGCCCCAGUGCGUGAAAGUCCUGCUGCAGCAUGGCGCCAACGAGGAUUGCGUGGAUGGUGAGAAUCGCACCCCUCUGCACUGGGCCGCCUCCUCCGGAUGCGCGUCCAGCGUCUUGCUCCUGUGUGACCAUGAGGCCUUUCUGGAUGUCACCGACAAUAACGGACGCACACCCCUGAUGAUCGCGGCCAUGGGAAACCAUCCUGCCAUCUGCUGCCAGCUGCUCCAGAGAGGGGCCAGCGGCAAUCUCACCGACAAGGACCAGAAGACUGCUCUGAUCCUGGCCUGUGAGAGCAUCAGCGUGGAGUCGGCCGAGCUGCUGGUAAGCAGCGGGGUGGACCUCAGCGUGGUGGACAGGAUGGGCCACGACGCCCUCCAUUACGCCCUGCAGUCUCAGAGCCGCCCACUGAGGAGGCUGCUACGCAGCGCCCUGAAGAAGAGGAAGAGAAGGGAGCACGGAUCCGGCCGUCAAACGGACACCACAUCCCAGGUGACAGCGGAGCCCCCGGCACUGGGUGGCAGCGGCACAACUUUGCAGAGCGAGGAAGGAGACUGGGAUGAAGAGGAGGAUCUCGACGCAGAAGAGUGGCGGUGUCGAUGCGAGGACGAGCAGAUGAAAGUCCUGCAGCUGGAAGAGCAGCUGGCGACGAAGGCGAAGGAGUGUGAUGCCCUGGCAGAGGGGCGCAAGGUGAUGAAGGAGAGGAUCUGGGACCAGGUGCAGGAGAUCAGCCAGCUGUUGCUGGAGCGGGCAGAUGAAGAGCCGAAGAGGAGGAGAAGAGACUCCAACAGGAGCGAAGUGGCCACAGCCCUCGAGGAGAAGGAGAACGCGACGAAGAGGGUGGUGGAGAUCGAAGGCCACCUAGAGAACAUGAGGGCAGUGAUCGCUGUCUACGAGACCAAGAAACGGGCCCAGGGCGAGGCGCUGGAGCAGCUGCAGGCUCGUGUCGCUGAGCUCGAGGGUGACAACCAGCGGCUCCGGGGACUGCUGGCAAAGCAGCAGGGAGAAAGCCAGAAGGCAGGAAAACAGGAGGUGGAUCAGAGAGAGCCCAGAUCUGCUCUCUGCACUGAGCUAGGCCCAUUCCUGUCAUGGAUGAGGAAGGCAUGUGCCAGAGCCCAGGAGGAGAAGGCCGCGGUCCUCGCCGAAAAUGAGGAUCUGAAAAGGGAGGCAGAGGAGGCCCUCAGGGGCAAAUUUCACCUCGAGGCGGUGCCCUCAGAAGCUGUCAGGCAGAGCAUGGCCUCUUGGGAGAAGAUGGUGAUGGGCUUAGAACAUGCUCUGGCGAAGAUGGGGGAGGCUAACUCCAACCUUCUUGAGAAAGCCAGGCCUCUCCAGGAAGCCAUCUCAGCCCCUCACAGCAAGCAAGAGCCUGGGGUCGUGGUAAAUGGCACGAUGGCUUCCCAGCUUCCAGAGCUGAGAAAUGGCCUGGAGCAGCAUGAGGAGGAGAACAAUGUCUUCAGAGAUGAGCUGGGGUCCUCACAAAGGCAAUUGCAUUCGCCAGAGGAGCUGGAAAAGAGCAGCGUGGAAAAGAACCAGAUCCAAGAUGGCCUCCAGGAGCAGCUCACACCUAGGCUGAGGGACAAUUCUGAGGAAACCAAAGGCCGGGCCAGGAGGAGAAGCUCUGACCUAGAGAAAGAGGUGUCAGACCUCAGAGAGAACAACGGCAGCCUUCUGAAUGAGCUGGCCCAGCUGGGCAUGGAGAGGGAGAAGCUGCAGGAGGAGCUCCAACGCCUCCAGCAGCACCCCGAAAAGGAGGGGUCCCCCCGUGCGGAGGCCCAGGACGUGGUGGAGGAGCUGAGGCAGAGAGUGGCCGCCUUGUCCCAGGAGCUGUCAGCUGAGAAAGAAGAGACCAAGAAGCUGAGGCUAAGGCUAGAGACCCAGAAGAGGGAGAUGGUGGUGCUGAGGGACAGCUUCCUCAAGCAGAUGAUGGGUGAGGCCAACAAAGUGCAGAGCCAGAGCCUCGGUGCCUGCAUCUUGGAGGAGCUGCACUGGAAACUGGACAACCUGGUGAAGAAGCACAAUGAGGCCCUGCAGCUGGUGUCAGAGAUAGAAGAGGAGAGCCAGAUGCUGGAGAGCGACCAGACUCCCGCCGUGCAGCAUGAGGAUAUCGAUGCCUCCGUGGUGGGCGAGAAAGGCCCUCCAAGCAACAGUGUCCAGGCCCUCGGUCAAGAAGCGUCUGAAACCUUGGAGAUCGUUGGAGGAGAGCUGGUGCUUGAGCCCUGGCGGUGGGUGAAUGAGCUGGAGAGAGAUCUGUGGGAGCUGAAGGAGGAGCUGGAGGCAGCUCAGGCCACCUUGGGCAGUGAAGGCCAUGACAUGACCAAGCUGAAGCAGUUGCUCGACCGACUGCCCGUGAAGGUGGCAGAGCUGUGCUCGGAGGAGGAGGAAGCCCUGCGGAUGCACGAGAAGGCCUGGAGCUCCCUGGCGCUCCAGACUCAGGCUCUGGAAGAGGAGCUGAGAGCUCUUCAGGAGAAGCAUGAAGAGGUGAGGGAGAAGUCUGCCCAGCGUGAGGAGGUCCUGGCCUCGGAGAGGCAAAAGAACAAGGACCUGCUGGACAAGGUGGCAGAGCUGGAGAAGGAAGCAAGGGAGCCGAGGAGGAAGUCAGAACAGCUGCAGAGAACCAUCAAGGACCUGAACAAGAAGGUGGAGGAGCUUUCCAGGACUUGCCAGGACAAAGAAGGAAAGAUUAAAAAGCUGCUGAAGGAGACAGAGAAGCUUUCAGCCGAGAUCCUGACCCUCCGCAGCGAGAGUGCUCGUCUCCAGCUGCAGUUAGAGGUUAAGGAAAAAAACCACCAAGAGAUUGUAACUAUCUACAGAACCCAUCUGCUCAAUGCAGCCCAGGGGUUCAUGGAUGAGGACGUUCACUCGAUGCUGCUCCGAAUCCUGCGGGCGAAGGAGGAAUGAGCUUUGUCCUCCGCUUCCCGGGAACUAGGAUCUCUCUUCUUUACAAGUCAUACCAAGAGAAGACUGACAGGCCCCGCCCACACCUUUCCAGCAGGAAGGAGAGCGCUCCAGCUGACGUAUCAUUGGUUCCACAUCUCCACCCCACCAAGCCAGAGCCCAACCCACGACAGACAGCAACGCAAGGCGACCGCCUCUGCAAUUGCUUUCAUCUUUGUCUCUCCUCCCACAUCCCCUUGCCACUGUCUGGCACUCAGGGAAUGGAAGUAGUUUGCCCUUGAAAUUUGGGGGGCAGGGUAAGAGCAGCUUGUUUGACCAAUCCCAGCUGAUUGGACACAAGACUAGAUCAGGCUCUUACACCCGGGUACAGGAUUAGAACCUAGCUCCUUUUGUUCCACAAUCGUGCUCCUCUGCCGCGUGAGCUAAAGGCCAGCUCCCGCCCCCACUACCAGCGCGAGGGCACAGCUAGCUGAGAGCAACACACAGAGUAAAUGCCACUUCCGCCUGCCUCUCAGGGCAAGAGACAGCCGAUAAUUAUUACGUGUCUGAAUUCUGGUAGCCCCUGUGAGCCUCUGCUCUGGACCAGAACCUUAUGGUGCUAGGAGCUGCCUAAACACAGAACAAAGGGACACUCCCGUUCCUAAAUCAACCAGGCCUGUUCCUGCUCCAACUGAAGUCGGUGACCAAAGUUCAGUUGCUUUCCAAGUCACGGGACCAGCUCUCUAAAAAGCAGACCGUUGUUUGGCACGCCUCUUCUGUCGGCGGCCUGGGCUGAUUUGCUUUCCCCCUGGCCUUGGCUCUGAGUCUGCUUGGCCGUGGAAAGGAGCCCUUCAAGGUGUUUAUUCUGGAGACAGGCUUUGGUGUAAUAACAGAGCCUUAGGGUGAUCCCAGCUUCAGGGCUGGGUGGAGCAGCCAGGGGAAAGAAAGCGCUGAGAUUAGCAACCAGAAGGCAGGGAUUUGCAUGGAGCUAUGAGCUGAGAUCCUCUUCCAGGCCAGCCAGCCAGCACCGACACUUCCCUCCUUCGCCCUGUAGGAGAACCCAACCCAAGAAUGUAGCUCAGGAAGUUACGUUCGCUCAGCCUUGUCCUGUAAAUUACACACCAAAAAGACACUUGUCUACUGGUCAGAGGACUCAACCGGGUGACAGAAGACCUGGGUUCUAGUCUUGAUCCUGCUGCAUACCCUUGGGCAGAUCAUGUUGCUGCUCCGUGCCUCAGUUUCUCCUCUGUUUAUUUAAAUUGGAAGCUCUUUGGGAAGGGGUUGGUUCCUAAAUGUGUGUUUGUAGAGCGCCCGGCCUCCUCCCAGCUGGGGCCCCUAGCUGCUGCUGUAAUAGAAAUAACUAAUGGUCUAUUACGUAAAUAAUAGCACCAGAUCCUCACCUGGCAUAAAUCCAACUAGCUGCAUUAUUGCGAACAGAGCUAGGCCGGCUGAGGAUGCGGGCCAAUGACCUUGCCUUUGUCACCCAUUAAAUUGGUAUUUUGG